GGAGACACCCUGGAAGCGCCCGGAGAACCGCGGAUAUCCACGCGGCACGGAUGCUUCGUGACCCGCGGCACGUGCGAAGAGACGGCGGGGGAACCGGCGGCAGCCACCGGCCGAGUGCUGUUGGUCAAGAAGAUCAUCAUGAAGGACGGAGCUGGGCUCCAGCAGGGCAUCGGCAGGCCCAGCGUGUAUCAUGCCGUGGUGGUGAUCUUCCUGGAGUUUUUCUCCUGGGGUUUACUCACCACACCCAUGCUCACUGUUUUGCAUGAAACAUUUCCCCAGCACACAUUCCUGAUGAACGGACUCAUUCAGGGCGUGAAGGGUCUGCUGUCAUUCAUGUCUGCGCCUCUGAUUGGUGCGUUGUCAGACGUAUGGGGCAGGCGGUCCUUCCUUUUGGUCACCGUCUUCUUCACCUGUGCUCCAAUCCCUCUGAUGAGGCUCAGCCCCUGGUGGUACUUUGCCAUGAUCUCCAUGUCUGGAGCUUUCUCCGUGACUUUCUCAGUCAUCUUCGCCUACGUUGCCGAUGUUACGGAUGAGAGAGAGAGGAGUACAGCCUACGGUCUGGUGUCGGCCACCUUUGCAGCCAGCCUGGUCACGAGCCCGGCCAUCGGAGCGUACCUUUCCGCCUGGUACGGGGACAGUCUGGUGGUUCUGGUGGCCACGCUGAUCGCUCUGGCUGACAUCUGCUUCAUCCUGCUCGCCGUGCCCGAGUCUUUGCCCGACAAGAUGAGGCUCAGCAGCUGGGGGACACCCAUUUCCUGGGAGCAUGCCGACCCAUUUGCUUCUCUGAGGAAGGUGGGUCAGGACUCCACAGUCUUACUGAUCUGUAUCACCGUGUUCCUGUCUUACCUACCUGAGGCCGGACAGUACUCCAGCUUUUUCCUUUACCUGAGACAGGUCAUAAACUUCUCCUCAACAACCCUCGCGGUUUUUAUAGGAGUUGUGGGCAUUCUGUCCAUUGUAGCUCAGACUCUCUUCCUCACUCUGCUGAUGAGAACUCUGGGUACUAAAAACACUGUUCUGUUAGGUUUGGGCUUCCAGAUCCUUCAGCUGGCCUGGUACGGCUUUGGAUCAGAGCCAUGGAUGAUGUGGGCUGCUGGUGCUGUAGCAGCGAUGUCCUCCAUCACCUUCCCAGCAGUUUCUGCUUUGGUGUCACAGUCUGCUGAUCCCGAUAAACAAGGCGUGGUCCAGGGGAUGAUCACAGGCAUCAGAGGUCUGUGUAACGGCCUCGGCCCAGCCCUGUACGGAUUCAUCUUCUUUCUCUUCAAUGUCGAGUUUAACUCCAUGGACCCCAUCCAGGGAGACUACAACAUCGACCCCCUGCCACUGCACAGUCCCACUGAGCGAGCGCUAAUCCCAGGCCCGCCCUUCCUGUUAGGGGCAUGCACCGUGGUCAUCGCUUUCCUCGUCGCUCUCUUCAUCCCUGAGAAAACCUCCUGCUCCUCCUCUUCCUCCCAGCUGUCCCUCAACGACAAGCCCCACCCAGACAGCAAAGAGUCCAUGUCCUCGCUGGCCGGUGUCCACAUCAACACACCGCUGCCAGGCAGCGAUGAGGAGAGCCCGCCCGCAGCCUGCGACGCGGACUUUGAGCCGCUGCUACACGACAGCAUCGUUUGAUGGACAGGUGGAGGGCGGGGCUAAAGGCGUGGUUUGAUCGAGUGACGCUUUGUAACAAAGAACACAUUUUUUUUGCCAUCCGGCAGAACUAAGUGUACUUUUACUGAUUGGCUGGAGGAAGCUAUUUGCUGGCAGGUGGGACUAACAUUUUUAUUCACAGAUCUGUGACAUCAUGUGACCAGUGAGGUAAUGAUUCGUCAAAGAGCUGCAAACAAGAUGUCAUCAUGCGAUCGGAGAGAGGAAUCAAAGACGAUUAGUUGCCUGACAGGAAACAAGAGAAGGGACCAAGUUUUGUGUAGUUUUUUGGGGUUUUUUGUUUUUUUUAAUGGCGAAGGAGGCGUGGCUGGCUUAGGGAUCCGCCCACUUUAACAGAAAGUAUAUUUGAGGUUUUCACUGAAGGGUUUUUGUUCAUCUUUAAUCUUUAAGAAAAGGUGUUUUUACCUUUUAGCUGUAUCAUUCUGACGCUGUGUUUUUUCUCUGGUUCUUGUACAAAAGAAACACGUCUGCAUCGUAUUUAAGGCAGCCAAAACAUCUGUGUUGAUUUAUACUCUCUCUUUUUAUUGUUGUUGUUGUUAAGGUUUCUUUUUUUAGUUACAGGUAAUGCUAUUUUUUUAAAUUUUUUUUAAUUGUACAGUACCUUACUUGCUAUGAACUAAGAGUGCUAACUGAGGUGUGAAUGUGACAAGCUGAGAGACGACUCAACCACCUGAAAUAUCAAUUUAAUCUUUUUCUUUCUUUCUUUCUUUAAAUGUAAACCAGAGCAAAACUAAAGCUCAGGCGAUCCAAGAGAUGCAGAUAAUUUUUUAAAAACUUUUUAUUCUCAACAGAGCCUCUUCACCACAUAGAUUUUACUUUUAUUUUUCCCACUUUAGUGUACCAGUUUGUGACUCUACCUCACAAUCAACCUUGUUUUUCUUAUCUUCCAUCACUUGUGUUUUAUUUUUUUAUCUUUCAAAGUCACUUUAUAAAAGUGCUGCUGGCUGCUGGCAGUGGGAACAUCCUCACACGGCUGUACCUGUGGCCACCCAGUGUCUUUGCCUGUCUUCUUCUCUUCAACUGGGUGCUUUAGCCUCGCUGUAUUUUCAUGCAAGUUUUACUUUUAACUUGCAAAAAUACUGCCGACACGACGUGUAUGUGUUUCCCCUGCCAGCAGUGAUAAUUCCUGUGAAUGAACUUAUACUUGAAGCACCGGAGAGCGAUUCUACAAGAGCUUUAGAGAAGAUUUCCAACGUAUGCUGAGGAGUUUAAGUGUAUAAAUGGCACAGAGUGUACAUAGUGACCGGCUUUAUGACCUUAAAAUGUAAAUGUACAUGUGAAUGAUAUUAUGGUUUGUACAUAUUGUCACUGAACUGUGGGAUUGGCUUGCUUGUUGUGGUUGUGUGGUAGCUCAGUGGGAUGGGGGUGGGGGGGGUUCGACUACGCAGCUAAACUGUUAUACAAGACCAACAGUCAUUUUUAAAUUCAUUCAGGUCACACGGACGCCCAGUCCAUUUUCUCUUUCUUACACCUGAGUAUAUUUACCUGCACACUAGUAUCCCAAUGAUCAGUAUUUAUGUGAAACUCAGUUUCACCCACCAAACAGGUUUCGACUUUCUGCAAAAGAAACAAAAAAAACCCAAAACACAUCAGGUUUUAAUUUACUGAAACUUAAAAUUAACAGGAAAGUACCUCCUGUUAAGAUAAGUAAAACAGACUUUUUGCCUUAA
Oreochromis aureus is the source of this 3320-nucleotide messenger RNA. RefSeq names its product major facilitator superfamily domain containing 14Ba (gene slc71a2a). Gene Ontology annotation, biological process: transmembrane transport. NCBI's taxonomy places the organism in Eukaryota, Metazoa, Chordata, Actinopteri, Cichliformes, Cichlidae. Gene Ontology annotation, cellular component: membrane. The transcript has 12 exons. The annotation marks the transcript as partial. Gene Ontology annotation, molecular function: transmembrane transporter activity. The record is from RefSeq and is a predicted model, not a curated record.